Dictyostelium discoideum AX4 is the source of this 1101-nucleotide messenger RNA. RefSeq lists its product as hypothetical. The coding region runs from base 1 to 1101 and encodes 366 amino acids. The record is from RefSeq and is a predicted model, not a curated record. Lineage: Eukaryota; Evosea; Eumycetozoa; Dictyosteliales; Dictyosteliaceae. The transcript has a single exon.
AUGAAAAAAUUAAAAAUAUUGAUUUUAAUUUUUAAUUUAUUAAUUUUAUCAAUAAAUUGUAUUCCAAUAAUGAAUUGUAAUGAUUCAAAACAAUGUAACAAUUUAAAAAAUUGUAAAAAAUCUUUUAUAGAUAUUUUCACAAAUUCACCAUCACUAUCAUCAUCAUCACCAUCAUCAUUACCACAAUAUAUGAAUAAUAAUAAUAAUUCUAAUAUUGGCAAAAUGAUAAUUGACAAAGAAAAAAAAACAAUAAUUUUUCAAGCAUCAUAUGAUAAUGAAAGUGUUUAUAGAAUUCUUUCAAUUCCAACCAAGGGUGGUUCAUCAACAAUUAAUAAUGUUAAUACAAUCGCAAAAUUAUCAAAAAAUAUAACAAAUAAUUUUUUUAUUUCAUAUAAAAAUCAAAAUGAAUUUUUUAUUUACUAUGAAAAUUGUUUAAAAAAAGUUUCCAAUUUUAUUUUAGAUUCAAAUUGUUUUUAUAGUAAUAAUAAUAAUAAUAUUACAGAUAAUAAUAAUGAUAUAUAUUCAAUUACAUUUGAUGAUCAAGGAAUAUUUGGAUACUAUUAUUCACCAAUAUAUUCAUCAAUUAUUCAAUACCCAACAAAUAAAAUUCUUUAUAAAGGUGGUAAUGGUACAAACCAAAUUAGAAUUUUAGAUAAAUUAAUAUUUUUUAAAAUUGGUCAUAAUAUUUAUUUUGGGGAUUUAAAUAAUUUAUUUAUAAAUUCUACAAAUAAUAAUAAUAAUAUUACAAAUAAUUUUAAUCAAUCAUCAAUUAAUAAUAAUAAUAACAUUAAAAAUGUUUUACAAUUACCAAUUUUCUAUUCAAAUAAGAAUAUGUAUGAAUUUGAUAUAUCAUCAAGUCAUUUCUAUUAUAGUGAUUGGUUUGAAAAAAGAAUUUAUAGAUAUCCAAUUAGAAAUGGUAUAAUUGAUCAAACAUUUAAACAAAUGAUAUUUUAUUAUCUACCAAUUUCAUUUCAUUAUUUUAAUAAUUAUUUAUAUCUUUCAUUUCCAAAUAUUUAUUCAAUUAAUUUAAAUUCAAAAAAUGUAGAAUUUCAGUUAACUGACCAUUUUAUUCAAUCAAAUUAUUAUUGUAUAGAUAAAUAA